CCUGAGUGGCCUGGCCGCCGAAUCGAGCUACCGGAACUACCAGACUCGGCGACGACAUGGCGGAGAUGUUCUUCACCGGUGGCAAGGCACCGAUGGAAACGGGAAGCCGCCCUUCAAGUAACAACAUUACGCUUCUUUCGGGGCCUCCAACCUGUGGGAAGACGUCUUUGCUCUUCCAGUUUGCAAUCAAUUCCGCCUUGAGCUGCAGCGACCGCAAGGUUGUAUUCAUAUGCAGUCGCCGCCGGAUGGAAAGCAAUCCCCCUCAUCUCUCUCAGGGCAUUGAUCCAUCUUCUGACGUCUUCGAUCGCAUUCAAAUGAAGUAUGUCGAGGAUGAUGAAGACAUCAAGAGAUACUUGGCUGCCUUCCACCUGCUCGACGCAUUUCCUGCCGCAGUGGUUAUCGACGACUUCGGAGAUUUCCUUGAUGAAAGGGUUUGUCAGGAGAGAUACAGCAACGCUCGGGGAAGAGACUUGGCAAUGGCGAAGAUCUUGGCUCUCGCCCACAACGCAUUAUCACUCGCCAACGAGAAGGGGCGGUGCGAGUUUGUCAUAUCUGAUACCCACCAUGGUGAAUCCCCAAGAUUGCUCUUCAUCUACAAGCGAUGGGUUUCCUCCAUUUUUACUGUCAAAGCUGAUGGGAGAGGAUGGUUUCUUCUGACAAGCAGCGAUGGUGGGAUAAGUUCAGGAAGGACUACUGCUAAAUACUCCAUAAUGCUUCAGUACCUGUGUUUGGAAGGCAUGAUAACCGAGGAUGACGAGAGUCAACAGCAGUAAUCAUCUCUCUUGAGGGUUUGGUUUAGUUAGAAUGUCCAUCUUCAAUCUAAGCUGUUGAUACUUGCUGCUAACAUAUAAAGAUUAAGGAGCAAAAGGAAGAUAAAACUAUUUUCUUGUGUUGUUAUAACUUAUGAAUGAAUGGAUGAGGUAAGG
Messenger RNA from Linum trigynum, 926 nucleotides. The record is from the annotation of a GenBank genome assembly. NCBI's taxonomy places the organism in Eukaryota, Viridiplantae, Streptophyta, Magnoliopsida, Malpighiales, Linaceae.